Molecule: messenger RNA, 2106 nt
Organism: Miscanthus lutarioriparius
Lineage: Eukaryota; Viridiplantae; Streptophyta; Magnoliopsida; Poales; Poaceae
Source: the annotation of a GenBank genome assembly
AUGUACAACCUCAUUGAUCAAGCAGAGUGGAGGAUCCAUGAUCAUUAUGUGGCUGAGCUCCUUUCAAGACUCAAAGAUGCAGUGUAUGAUGCAGAAGACAUUCUAGAUGAGUUCAGAUGCUACGAGACAAAGCUUUCAGUAGAGGGCAAUGCAAUCUCAGUGGAACCAGUCAUUGACUUCUUUCACAGUGUUACUCAAGGCAGCUUCAAUAAGGUGACUGAUAUCCAGAAGAGGCUCAAUCAUCUUUCUGGACAGCUCGAGAAAAUGGGCUUACUUCAAGCAGUUCCAUGGUUUGACAAAUCACUUAGGCCUGAGACCACCUCUUUCCCCACUGAGGCAAAGAUUUUUGGCCGUGAUGAGGAAAAGGAUAAGCUAAUCAGGUUGCUUGGUGUACCAACAAAUAAUACCGCGGGUCCUUCUGGACACAAGAGAAAAAGAAGUGGAGUUUGUUCAUCAGCAAGCAACCAAAUUUGUGCUACCAUUGAUACUAAUGAAGCAACAGUAACGAGUGUUCUAGUUUUGCCAAUUGUUGGAAUUGGGGGUGUUGGAAAAAACACCUUGGCUCAAGAUAUUUGCAACCAUUCAAAAGUGAAACGGCACUUUCACCUAAUAAUUUGGAUUUGUGUGUCAGAUGAUUUUGAUGCCAAGAGAUUAACUAAAGAAGCCAUAGAACAAUCUUCUGGGGAAGUGCCAAAAAAUAAUAAUCUGAAUUUUCUUCAGGGUGCUCUUGUAAAUAGCCUGAACACUAGAAGAUUCCUAAUUGUCCUUGAUGACAUGUGGGAUGAAAAUGAGAUGGAUUGGAAGCGCUUCUGCGCACCUUUUAGAAAUGUACUUAAGCGAAGCAUGAUGCUUGUCACCACUAGGUCUCCGAAGGUUGCUGAUAUAGUGCGUACAAUGGAUCCCUUUCCUUUAGAGGGUUUGAAUGAAGAUGUCUUUUGGGAAUUCUUUAAACUCUGUGUGUUUGGAUCUGAUACCUCCAACAAUUAUCUUGAGUUGGAACCGAUUGGUGAAAAAAUACUCCCAAAGUUGAAAGGAUCUCCUUUGGCUGCAAAAACCCUUGGACGGCUGUUAGGGAUGAGCCUUGACCUAGCACAUUGGGAUAGGAUUCUCAAGAGUCAGCUAGGUGCUUCUCGUUUUGUGCUGUGUACCCAAAAUAUUACAAUUUCAGAAAGAAAGAAAGAUUUAGCUGAAAUUUGGGUGGCAGAAGGCUUAGUAGAACAUCAAUACACUGGUGAUCAGUACUUUGAAGAACUUGCACAUCUGUCAUUUUUUCAGAAAUAUCCACGAUCCCACGAGAAAUAUGUAAUCCAUGAUUUGAUGCAUAACAUGGCACAACUGGUUUCAAAGGACGAGUGUUUCAUAGUAAAAGACACUAAGGAUCUUACGAAGAUCCCUCAGAAUGUCCGCCAUCUGUUGGUGCUCAAGGGCGGAGAUGUUCAGUGUUCUGACUUAUUGAAGCAUGACAUGGCACAGCAUAGAAAGCUGCGCACCCUACUUUGGGGCCUGUCUUUGAAGAGUAAAACUGGUAAUACUGUGAUGGAGAAAUGGUGUACUGAACUUUUGUGCAUGCGUGUUAUGGUCUGUUCCUCUAUCUCUAAGUGGGGGUUGCCAGAUAGUAUUAGCAAUAUGAAGCACCUUCAGUACCUUAAAAUCCUGGACUCUUGCCUUUGCAAGAAACUUCCUGCAUCAUUCUGUCGCCUGUACAAUAUGCAGAAGUUUUAUGCUGAGAAAUGGGAGAUUGAUGACAUUCCUAGCAGCAUUGGUAUCCUGAUCAAUCUGCAGAAAUCUGAAUUAGUGAAAUGUCAUUUUGAUCGUAUACAUUCAUUUGGUAUUCUUAAAGGUGCAACUGACGAAGGACAGAGAGGGCAAUUCAAGAUCAAAAACUAUAAUGGUGAAUCUCUUCCAAGCAGGUUUCAUCCACAAAACUCACAGCAAAUUCACAGUUAUGACAGAACUAAUAGCACUUUGUUGUCCCUGACUGCUGUAGAAAUUACAGAUUGCAGAAACUUAUCAAACCUCGAACGAUUUCUACAUCCAGCUUAUGUGCCUAAUAUCAAGAAAAUAAAAAAUUUCCAAUUGCAGCAGCUUAGAAUCGGUACCAACUGA